AUGGUUGCAUUCGGCAUCAUCUUAAUAGCUUUGAACCUUUCAUCGACAGUCGUUCAUGCCAGACGCUCCCUUGAAGAGAUAUUCAGUGCAUUCAUCUCACUGUUCCUUAUCUUAAAGGCUAUUUUUUCCAUGUUUCGAAGUUUGCCUGGAAGGAUUUUUUAUCCAACUAACUUUAACAACAUCGACGACUUGAACGAAGCGCUUGAAAGCUUACAGAUAGCGGCAAGAGCAGUUCUUCAACUUUUUCUCGCACUGAUCAUGCUGGUGUUUUCACUUCUCAUCAACAAACUAAAAAGAAGUCACCUCUUUCGGCGUACGUUCCGCUACUGGAUCGGAGCAUUUAACGUGCCUUUGGGAAUCGUGUUUGUCACCGGUCUGACCUACAUCUUCUUUUCGAAUUAUCCUAUCACUAAAUUGGACAUUCCACCAGCAUCGCAGGCUGAUCCUAGCUCCUGGAUUACGCUGGUCGAUUUCUCCAAGAUGACAACCUUCACAAAUCCUUCUCCUGCUCUCUUACACGGCACAGCUGUAGUUAUCGGUUUCUUCUUUUGCCUUCUAAUUUUCACGGAAAUUGCUCUCAAUAGGUAA
This is a messenger RNA of Hydatigera taeniaeformis, 588 nucleotides long. NCBI's taxonomy places the organism in Eukaryota, Metazoa, Platyhelminthes, Cestoda, Cyclophyllidea, Taeniidae. The record is from the annotation of a GenBank genome assembly.